AUGGAGGGGACAUCGUCUACUGCUCGGGAGCGAGAGACGCAAAUCAGCUGGCUGGUGAAUCGCCGGAUUGAGCAGAGACAGGAGCACAACAUAACUCGCACUGAGAUCACGCAGAGACGCGUCCUACAGGAGAAAGCCCCCGACAUGCCGCAAUACACCGGACAGGGCGACACGGAUUACCAUGGGAGUAACGGACAGGCGGACACCCACUCGUUGCACUCGUCUCAUCUGUCCGUCCAGGAGGAUCCGCUGCUUAUCCGGACCCACAAGCAACAGACUUCUCAGCAAGUGACGACUGUGACGAAAGUCGUGCGUGAGGUUUCCCACAUGGAGCCGGAUCCGGGCGCGGUCAGUUACAUGUCGGUGCCGUUAAUGUCGCAAGACUAUCAGCACGCGGACCCGCGCUACCCCGCGGACCCGUACAUGGUCAGCUUCGACCAUUACGACCCGUACCUGGGCUACCCGCCACAGCCAGGAUACCCGGGACCCCAUGGCAUCUACAUGCCACGCUCGCAUUCUCCCCACAGCCCCCACAGCCCGUCGGAACACAGUCGUGCUUCGCCGCCACACGAGUACAUGCGCAAGGGUGCACCCUACGUGGAGGGUAGCUAUAACGACAUCGACCCCGGCUUAAACCCCGCUUUGCAGGACCAUUAUCGCAUUACUCCAAGUCCAGGCGGUCCCGGGGAUCAGUAUGAUGAGAGUAAAGUGGCCUAUGGCUACGUGUCACCGUCGCCGUACGGUCCUGUGGGAUACGUGCCCGCCGUGGGGGUGGGACCAGUGCCAAGCGAUGUACCCGGCUACGAAGAAGGCCACCCGGGAGUGCCCCUCACGUCGGCUGUGCCACCCGGCAUCUUCGAGGACGAGGUGCACCUCCAACGGCUGCAGUCGCGUCAUCCGGUGGUGCCCGGUAUGGCGAGCCCACUCGACGAUGAGCAGAAGUCCAUGCGCUGGCGGGAUCCGAAUCUCUCUGAGGUGAUCGGCUUCCUGAGCAAUCCCAAUAAUAUAAUCAAGGCAAACGCGGCUGCGUAUCUGCAGCACCUUUGCUAUAUGGAUGACCCAAAUAAGCAGAAGACGCGUAGCCUUGGUGGCAUACCGCCGCUGGUGCAGCUGCUGGACCACGACAAUCCAGACGUGUACAGGAACGCGUGCGGCGCGCUACGGAAUCUGUCGUAUGGACGACAGAAUGACGAGAACAAGCGCGCGAUCAAGAAUGCGGGCGGCGUGCCGUCUUUGAUCAACCUGCUACGACGGACGUCCGAUGCGGAAGUCAAGGAGCUUGUCACGGGAGUGCUGUGGAACUUGUCUUCGUGCGAAGACCUGAAGAGGUCGAUCAUCGACGAUGGCGUGACGAUGGUGGUGAGCAACAUAAUAAUACCUCACAGCGGUUGGGACCCGAGCUCGUCGAGCGGCGAGACUUGCUGGUCCACCGUGUUCAGAAACGCGUCCGGCGUGCUGAGGAACGUAUCGAGCGCGGGCGAGUACGCGCGGAAGAACCUGCGCGAGUGCGAGGGCCUGGUGGACGCGCUGCUCUACGUCGUGCGUUCCGCGAUCGAAAAGUCCAACAUCGGCAACAAGAUCGUCGAGAACUGUGUGUGCAUCCUGAGGAACCUGAGCUACCGUUGUCAGGAGGUGGAAGACCCUAAUUACGACAAGCACCCGAUCCAGUCCACGGUGCAGAACAGAGUCACCGCACCCGCGAAAGGUGAGCCUAGGAAGUGCAGUAGGGGAACUUGUUUGAAGGAAUCGAUGCGCGACAGCAGUCUAUAUUUCUUUUCUUUCUCUACCUUCUUCAGGAAGGAAGAAAAGAAAAAAAAGUCGAGAGAAUUAAUCUAA
This is a messenger RNA of Acromyrmex echinatior (Panamanian leafcutter ant), 1836 nucleotides long. It is a transcript of the gene p120ctn, whose product is annotated as adherens junction protein p120. Gene Ontology annotation, cellular component: nucleus; adherens junction; cytoplasm. NCBI's taxonomy places the organism in Eukaryota, Metazoa, Arthropoda, Insecta, Hymenoptera, Formicidae. Gene Ontology annotation, biological process: cell-cell adhesion. Gene Ontology annotation, molecular function: protein binding. The record is from RefSeq and is a predicted model, not a curated record.